GGUGAUUUCAAUAGCAUGGGUUUGCCAGGUGUUGUCGCUACAGCCUUGGGUCUUGUGCUGGUCGUGACCCAGAUACGGACCAGCCAGUCUUUUCAAGAGAAAAGCGAUUGUGCAAGUGAUGGUCGCUACAUGUGUCGAAAUGGUAGCUGUAUUCCUUACAGUUUGAAAUGCAAUGGUGCUGCCGAUUGCUUCGGGCAGAGCGAUGAGUUGUAUUGUGAUAAAUAUAUCAUUGAAUACAAUCCGUUCUUCGACGUGCGUCUCAACGACUCUUCCGUUAUGCAGCAAAGUACGGUAGAUACACCUGAGACUUGUGCACGGCUGUGUCGGGAAUGGACUCCCGAUCCGAACGACCAAUGCGUUGCCUUUGAUAUCUCCGUUUACAAUUCUUAUUACCUGUGCAAGCGCGCCAGAAAGGGAUACGAAUUGGUGCCUAAUGAAGAAGAAGGAUACGUCCACUUCGCACCAGAUCAUAACUUCCCAACAGAGGAUAACGAUUGUGAAAGUGAUGGUCGCUACACGUGUCGACGUGGUGCCUGUGUUCCUCAUAGUUCCAAAUGCAACGGUGCUCACGAUUGCUACGGGAGGAGCGACGAGUUGUAUUGUGAUGAAUAUGUCAUUGAAUACAAUCCGUUCUUCGACGUGCGUCUCAACGACUCUUCCGUGAUGAGGAAAGACUUGGUAAAUACACCGAAUACUUGUGCAUCUCUGUGUCGAGCCUGGAAACACGAUCCGAACGACCAAUGCGUUGCUUUUGAUUUCUCCGUUUACAAUUCCGAGUUUUACUGGUGCAGACAGGCCAGGAAGGGAUACCUAUUGGUGCCAAAUAAAGGAGACGAAUACAUCCUGUUCAAACCAGAUGACUACCAGCCACCCACAGACAAGCCCGGCCUGUCUCAAACAGACAUAAUCCUCAUCAGUGUUUUCUGCUCCUUGGGUGGUGUGGCCAUUAUCGGCCUCCUUAUUGGUGGCUGGGUUUGGCAGUCGAAGAAGAAAAGGAAAGUGAGCAGGCCAACGACUGAAGUGAACGGAGACCACGGAGCGAGCAUUGAAUUUGAUUAAACCCAACAAGUCCAACCGACGAACGAGCCUAGCACUGACGGCCAAGAAUCCAAAGAAGACGGCCGAGGAAAGUGUUUUCUUGCUGGGAGGGGGGCUCUUAUACACCCUACCUCAAACCAAAUCAAGUAUACCUCAAUAUGUGCACCAAAAUGACAAGAAAUAUAUUUAAAAAAAAAAUUGACCUUCAAUUUUAACAUUCCGAAAAUUACGGCCUGCAAAUGUUUACCUCGAAACAAAACUGGUCUGAAGCUGCGCCUUUUCUUUUGACUAUAAACUUAGUAUUGUGCAAGUGUUAGUUUUAAAUCAGAAAAUUUAGCAAUACAGAAGUUCAAAUUACUUACAUGUACUUUGAU
Molecule: messenger RNA, 1412 nt
Organism: Patiria miniata (bat star)
Lineage: Eukaryota; Metazoa; Echinodermata; Asteroidea; Valvatida; Asterinidae
Product: very low-density lipoprotein receptor-like
Exons: 7
Coding region: 16-1059 (347 amino acids)
Cellular component (GO): plasma membrane
Molecular function (GO): protein binding
Source: RefSeq, a predicted model, not a curated record